Messenger RNA from Oryctolagus cuniculus (rabbit), 1561 nucleotides. RefSeq names its product transforming protein RhoA. Gene Ontology annotation, biological process: small GTPase-mediated signal transduction. Gene Ontology annotation, molecular function: GTPase activity; GTP binding. The record is from RefSeq and is a predicted model, not a curated record. Lineage: Eukaryota; Metazoa; Chordata; Mammalia; Lagomorpha; Leporidae.
CGCCAUCGUGGUUGUUAUAAAUACGAGGUCCACACACAGCUUCCGGUCAUUCCUGCCGUUGUACACACCGCACCAGGCCGUCUCCACACGGCCAUUUCGCGCCGCCCUCACACUGCCCCCAGUUGGUGGGGAGAAGGGAAAGCGCGCCACGUCUCCACGCCGCCAUGUUAGGUCCACACACAGCUUCCGGUCACUACUGCCGUUGUACACACCGCACCGCACCAUCUCCAUGCUGCCAUCAUGGUGGUUAUAAAUACGAGGUCCACACACAGCUUCCGGUCAUUCCUGCCGUUGUACACACCGCACCGCGCCGUGUCCACACGGCCAUUCCGCGCCGUCCUCACACUGCCCUCACUUGGCGGGGAGAAGGGAAAGCGCGCCGCGUCUCCCGCUCCCGGAGCUGCAGGGCUCCCGAGCGGCUCGCGCACGUCCGUUCCCUCGUCAGCCUCCGCAACGCCCCGGACUGGCGCCCGGGCAGGGCCUGCGGCGCGGCGCCUCCCUCCGCCAUGGCUGCCCUCCGGAAGAAGCUGGUGGUGGUGGGAGCCGGCGCCUGCGGCAAGACGAGCCUGCUGGUGGUGUUCAGCCGCGACCACUUCCCGGAGGAGUACGUGCCCACGGUGUUCGAGAACUACGUGGCCGACGUGGAGGUGGACGGCCGGCGGGUGGAGCUGGCGCUGUGGGACACGGCCGGCCAGGAGGAGCACGACCGCCUGCGGCCGCUGUCCUACCCGGACACCGACGUCGUGCUCCUGUGCUUCGCCAUCAGCAGCCCGGACAGCCUGGAGAACGUGCCGGCCAAGUGGGCCCCGGAGGUCCGGCACUUCUGCCCCGGCGUGCUCGUCCUGGUGGGGAACAAGAAGGACCUGCGGAACGACGCGGGCACCAGGCGGGCGCUGGCGGCCUGGAAGCAGGAGCCCGUGCGGCCUGAGGCAGGCAGGGACGUGGCCAGCAGGAUUGGCGCCUUCGGCUACCUGGAGUGUUCGGCGAAGACCAAAGAGGGCGUGAGGGAGGUGUUUGAGAUGGCCACGAGGGCUGCUCUGCACGCCAGACGCGGCAAGAAGAGUGGUUUACCAAAGACUGCAAACCGGAAGUCACCUUGCUACAGCGUUUAGAAGUCAACCAUGGUCAAUGAUAUCCAACUCGGCCACCACCACCAUCCCCCCCCCGCCACUGCCCUGUACCCUAACCCUGCCUGACACAGCAGGUGCUGUGAAUUUCUUCACUUCUUUCUUGAAAGAGAAAGCAGGUGUCUCUUGUGAAUCAGGUUGGAACUACUUUAAAACCAGCAUCCCACCUGGCAGCUGCAGGGUACUCUGAUGCGUUACCACUGCGGAGCUUUGCUCCUUAGCAGAUCUCAUUGGUGUACCUCUGGGUAUCCAGUUUGUUUCAAAAAAAAAAAAAGGGGGGGGGGGAGUGGGGACUCAACCAGCAAGACCCAAGUCCAUGCGGCUGUGGCAGAGUUACAGCUCUGUGGUUUCAGGUUUGUUACCUUAUGGUUCCUGUGUAAUUAGUGCCACUUAAUGUAUGUUACCAAAAGUAAAUAUAUCUACCCCAGGCUAAA